CUGAGCAACAAAGGAUGUGGUGAUUGGCUAGAUGGUUGCUUACGGGCUCCUGGCAAAUCUGGAAAAUCCUAUUGCAUUUAUUCUGAACUCUGUCUGGACACCUUUAGGAAAAGAAUCUCAUCAUUAUGUACCAAAGUGAAUAAUUUGUAUUUUUAGAGUCAGAGUUGAAACUGUAGGAUUUGAAGGCAAAGAGAGGAUUUUCUCAGUUUCUCCAAAGCUCUUUCCAAAUUGGAUUCCAGGAUACAUCAUGACAGAUGUUCCUGGGACGUUCAGUGGGGCUGAGUGUAAUGGGGAUAGUCUUCCCGAAACUGUUCAGCAACCUACCACUAAAAUCAAUGAGGAUGCGACUGAUAUGGACCGGACCCCACCAGACUACAGGGUUGAACCAGGUCCUGAAGAUGUGCCCACAAAAGGAAAUCAGGAAGAAAGAGGAAAAUCACAAGGGAACAUUCUACUCAACUGUUCUAUGGAUGAGAAGAUUCUAAAAGAAAACCCAGAAGAUCACCUCUUUAUUGUUCAUAAGGCUAUCACAGAUCUGUCUCUCCAAGAAACAAGUGCUAAGGAAAUGACAUUCGGAGAAGGGCAUCAGUGGGAGAAGAUUCCUCUGAGCAGCAGUAACCAAGAAAUAAAUAGUCCAAAAGAAAGAAUUGCCAAACAACCUCUAGAAGAGAGAGAAAACGAGGAUAGGAAGAACAAAGCUCACCAGGCAGCAGAAAUUGAAUGGUUGGGAUUUCGCAAACCUAGCGAAGUUGACAUGCUGCAUUCUCAACAUGGUGAGCAGGAAGAGGUUUGGAAUGAAGAAGCUCCUGAGGAUAAUGAUGAUGAUUACAAUGAUGAUGAAGAUGAAGUUCGAGUGAUAGAAUUCAAGAAAAAAUAUGAAGAAGGUUCUCAAUUUAAAGAAGAAAUGGAGGCAAGUGAGGACUCCCCACUGAGCAGCCCCGGCUCCCAACCUGUGACACCCGAUGAGCAGCCAACGUUAGGAAAGAAGGGAGAUAUCUCCAGAAAUGCUUAUUCAAGAUACAAUACAAUAUCCUAUCGGAAAAUAAGGAAGGGGAACACCAAGCAAAGAAUUGAUGAAUUCGAGUCUAUGAUGCAUUUAUGAACUAACUGGAACUGAGAAUUUCUCACACUCACUAAAGAAAAAGCUAAUUUCAUUUGUCCUGAGUGGAAUGUUUCUAUGCCUUGAGUUAUCCCCUGCCCCCCUUGAAACACAGGCAAGCUUAUUGUCUUUUUUGCUGUAGAAUGAUAUGGAAAUAACCUUAGACAAAACUCAGUCUGGUAAUCUCAAAUCAAAAAGGUUUAGAUUCAUUCUUGAGCACUUGCUAUUUAAAACUUUACUAAUAUAGCAUUAUGUGACCAGCAUUAAAGAGCCAGACCCACUGGGGACUCUAGCGUGAUUUGGCUUUAAAAGUGGCAAAGCUGGAAAAGGUAGCCAUCAAAUCAAAGAGAUAACUAUUUGAAAUGACUCCUGUAUUUCUUCUGGUGUCUUUCUUUCUCUAAGUCCUCUUCCUUUUAAGCAUGGUUUUUAUAGACUCUGGUAAUAAACUUUCAAAAAUUCUUUGCCUUAUUACCCUAAAAGAAAACAUUUUGAGUGGUUUUCCUUGGCAUCUAGUGAGUGAUAAUUCUAUGGGCCACCUUCCUAGUGUCACCAUUCACUGAAUUUUCUCACUAAGAGGCAGAGCAAUUUCAGGAGAAUUCUGUUUGUUAAAUGUUAGCUUUAUGCUUUCAAACUGAAUUAAACCCAUUGUGAGGGUUGAUACAGGGAGGGGCUAGAAGAUUGUGGGCAAUAGACUAAGGAGUUAUAUUGGAUAGUUGUAUUUUUGUGACUGAAAACAAAAUCUUGUCUAGCACAAUUAAAGUCAUAAAAAAGAAAAAUGAUGAUUUUAGCACAGUUUUCGGAGAAUGUCCCUCUCUAUUAUCAUGCUUUCUCUUAUUAAGAGUAUCUCAGAAUAAUUUUAUUUUCCUUAGAAACUUGAGACAAUGCUAGUCACAACUGUACUAGUUACUAUGAAAAUGGAAAUAAUUAUCUUAGAAUAUUUUUAAAGUAGGGUGUGAGCAUAUAUUUUUAGUGAGAAAGUUCUGAUAGUUGUUGGGAAUAUGUAAUUCACUGAACCUUAGCCCAAAUCAAAAAAACUUAAAAUUAUACUUGUGGAGCUUCACUCAAAUCAAUGCAUCAAAUAAUGUAUUGAAUAUUUAUGAAAAGAGAGUCUAUAUUUAUAUUCUUACUUAAGUUUGUUCCACAAUGUUUCAUUUCAUGUUUCCAUAUAUAUUACCCUGAACUUUCUGUUGCCACAGUUAAAAAUAUCUUUUGGCUCCACAAAUAAAAAGACAAUUACUUAUUGUCUGAGUGUAAUACAGUUUUCAUUGUACUAUUCAGCCCUUUGUUUAUUUCUUUUUCACUUUGUGAAAAAGCCUGAGUUAUUCCUUCUAGAUUAUUGCUUAUUUAUGUGUAACAAAUCCCACAUGUCUCAACGGCAGCUUCUUUAAUUCUUCCUGGUUAUAUAAUAUUUUUUUCCACUAAAUACUUCCAUUUAGUGUUUGCAAGACUCAAUGUUAUUCAGGAUUAAGGUGCUCCUUUUAUUCUAUUUCACAGUUACUACAGAACCUGCAGAUUUCAUCUGAGACAACAUGAGGGAAGUCAGAUCUUUAUUGAUAAUGUUAGGUAGGAGAUGGGUGCACUAGGACAAUUUUCUAUUUAAUUUAGAUCCUUUAAAUUAUUUCACCUAGAAACUAUUUUCUUUCCCCUAUGAUUUUCUACUUUACUUCAAAGUACAGUAUUGUGUUUUCCAUCAUGGAACAGGACCGUAUUGUUAGUCCACCUUAGCCUGCAUUUUGAGUUAUUCUAAAUGAGGUGAUGAAUUCCUGUGAAACUUGAAGGAGAUGGGUGGUCUAUGGGUAGGUGACAUGGCAAAGCAACUGGCUCUUAGGUGGCUGCAGUAUAUAGAGUUUUGGUCUUUUUAGCUGUGUAUUCUUACCAGACAAUUAACCAAUUGUGAAAUAUUUUGUCAACAAAGACUAUGUUAGGGCAUGUUCAAUUGGUAAAUGCUUCAAGUUCAUGGAUGGGGCAAAGUGGUUACAAGAGAGCACUGACACUCGUCUUCAGCAUUGGCACGUGUUGCCUUAAUGCCGUCACAGAGUUAAGCUACCUGGAGAAAUUUGACAGGAAUUUAAGUCUUCGUAGCUUAGCAAAGACAAGGUCCUGUUUCAGAUUAUGUGAGGGAUACUCAACAUAUUUGAAAGGCACAUGGGACAUGAUUAAGGACACACUUUGGUAACUACACAUGAGGUUUACCUGAGUCAUUGUGAUUCCAGGUUCAGUUGGAACUCUGGUAUCUGAUAGAAAAGAAAAUUGGUUUAUUGUGCAAAUGCUGAUAUUUCUUGCAUGACCUUUUGUUGUCAUCUGAUUAGAAAUUAAUAAUAGCUUUAUUUGUCUAUAAAUAUAUUGUUAUGGUGAAGACACAGAAUUUGUAGAACCUAUCUCUCUAUAUUAACAUUUAAAUAAAGAACUGCUGUGUCUGGCUUGCUGUGAAUAAAAGUUUGUGUCUUUGCUUCUG
Molecule: messenger RNA, 3554 nt
Organism: Ictidomys tridecemlineatus (thirteen-lined ground squirrel)
Lineage: Eukaryota; Metazoa; Chordata; Mammalia; Rodentia; Sciuridae
Gene: Ermn
Product: ermin
Biological process (GO): actin filament organization; regulation of cell projection organization; morphogenesis of a branching structure
Cellular component (GO): paranode region of axon; neuronal cell body; filopodium
Molecular function (GO): actin filament binding
Source: RefSeq, a predicted model, not a curated record